Messenger RNA from Hypoxylon fragiforme, 853 nucleotides. RefSeq lists its product as uncharacterized. The record is from RefSeq and is a predicted model, not a curated record. The transcript is spliced from 4 exons. Bases 29 to 667 code for a protein of 212 amino acids. Lineage: Eukaryota; Fungi; Ascomycota; Sordariomycetes; Xylariales; Hypoxylaceae.
CCUUAGGCUAUUCAAUUCAUUGCUAUGGAUGUUACGGUGUUACCUAACCUUCCCAAUACACAAACAUCUCAUAUACCGUACAUAUCACCGGAAGGAAAACCGAAUAUCUGAAAGUGAUGACUCGCUCAACAUGGCUGAAUACGAAGUGAGUAGUGUCGGAAGCCAUGUUGGCCAACUGCUAAGGACUAUGGGAAACUGGAGUAGACCCAGUGGCCAGGGUCUCUACAUGGUUCGUUCUAUCUUUGUAGCUUCUUCAACUGCAGCACUCGUAGGCUUAGCCGCCGCCGCCGCCUCCGGUAUAGUCACUGGCAGCGGGAGCCUGGGAUUCCUCUUGGGGUCGUGCCUGGGCUUCGUGGGUGGUUCCGUGCAUUACUAUCGUAUGUGUCUGGCGCAGGCGCUAGCUUCGCUGGAUGAGCACCCUCGCCUCAUGCGAUUGCAUCUGGCCUAUAAUUUCCCCUGGCUGGGUUACCAGCACCUACGGGGAUAUCAGCUACGCCCCGAGCAUUGGAUCACGAGCACCUUCGCCCGUCAAGGAAACCUUAUCGCCGCCUGGCAGAGUGCGUCGACUGCCUUGGACGAAAUACACGAUCGCAAGACGAGCCUAAUCCUUGACAUUAUCGUCAAAGAGGAGGCCGUCAAGGGGCUACCUGCCGACAAGGAGGAGUGACCUCGGAGUUGAUAUAAUUGUGUAAAUAUGCUUUACUAUUCUACCGAAUGCUGACCUUGUUCACUUCAUCGAGUGGUACAAAUAGGGGCAAUAGUCAGGCUUACCCUGGACUGCUGGACUUGGCGCGAAUUCAACUCAUUCGGCAGUCUAGGUCAAUGAUAUAGCCCCCUAGUCGGUAGGAGCAAC